Messenger RNA from Brienomyrus brachyistius, 2506 nucleotides. RefSeq names its product cyclin-dependent kinase inhibitor 1A (gene cdkn1a). NCBI's taxonomy places the organism in Eukaryota, Metazoa, Chordata, Actinopteri, Osteoglossiformes, Mormyridae. Bases 698 to 1192 code for a protein of 164 amino acids. The transcript is spliced from 3 exons. Gene Ontology annotation, biological process: signal transduction by p53 class mediator; regulation of mitotic cell cycle. Gene Ontology annotation, molecular function: cyclin-dependent protein serine/threonine kinase inhibitor activity. The record is from RefSeq and is a predicted model, not a curated record. Gene Ontology annotation, cellular component: nucleus.
AGGGGGUGAUGUCCCUAAAACCGCCUACUUGUCACUGGAUAGAUACCUAUACAUACCCAGGUACUGACCUGUGUAUUCUGACGGCUAAUGUUACCAGUCGUUUUCAGUAAGUCGCUGAAACAUGCUAGAAUUUUUUUCACUAUCAAAAUACAUUUUAAAUUGCAGGGAAAUGAAAGACACAGCAAAUAGUUUGAGGAAAAACAACACUCACAUUAAAGGUGUUAUUAAACGAUUGCCUGUGUGCCAAUACUUUACAUAGAGCUUGGGGUUAUAUUAACUAAAACGUAACCCUCCCACUCAGCCAGAUUUCAGGGACAUGUCUAAUAACUAUUUUAUUUAGAUGGAGGGGCAAGACCGUGCAGCCAUCUGUGAUUUACACAAGCUUCUCUCUAUCCAGCCACGCAACCAUCAGCUGGGGGGCGGAAAAGUCGCUAUUUUGAACUGACGUGACUUUUUUCCGAGUCGGUGCCGCUGUAUUUUUAGACGGAUCUGCCUGGGCAUGUCAGGAUUAGCCCAGGCAUGCCUCAUGCCCCUACCCCUGCCCUCCGAUCGCGCUUAGCCGGCACCGGACAGUCGGGCGGGAUCAGCCCCGGAAGCGCCUUAAGUAGCCGGGGCUUUUCACUUAAAUACCUGCGCGGUUUUGCUGCUGUCAUCUCGGAGGGCAGGAUUCAAGCGAAACCAGGGCUUGUCUAUUACCAUGUGCAGGAUCAUGCCCAUCCACAAGCCAGUCCUGGAAGCACUGCGCACCGGCCCAGUCCGCCGGAACCUUUUUGGCGAGGUCGAUCAUGAGCAGAUGAAGAAAGAUCACGAGGAUCUCCUGCAGGACGACCUGAAGGACAAGACAUGCCGCUGGGGGUUCGACUUUGUGGGAGAUGUGCCACUGGAAAACAACAACUUCCAGUGGGAGGCGGUGCCCGAGGAUCAGGUCCCAGCUCUCUACCGCCCCUCUGUGGUCCGUCAAGGCGUGGCAGGGAAGCUUGGCGCGGUCAUGGAGAAUCUGGAAGAGGAAACUGAGGAUGACUUUGAGAGCGCCUCCUGUACUUCGGAAAAAUGCAGCGUUGCAGCUCAGAAUGUAGAGAGGAUGUCGGAGACAAAGCAGAAGGAUACGGUGAAGAGGAAGCAGACCAACAUCACAGAUUAUUACCCGGCCAAGAGAAGAGCAGUGAAAACGGCACGCAAGUCAGGCCAGUGAACAUCACUGCUUCGCCAAAUGCCAAGGAGCUGCAGAAAGGCAGAGUUUCUGCCAGGACAGCAGACAGGAGGCGACACAUACAUGCGCAUGCAAUUUGCCAGGAGGGGGACAUCGAAUACUUUGUUUAAAAACCUCUUGGAAAUGCUGGAGUCAAACCCCAAAGCCUGGAUUCCUUAGCAUUGAUAAAUUCUGCCAGAAACUGGUGGACAUCUGACAGCUAAGCUGUUGUAGCAACAAUCAAGAGCAACAAUUAAUGAGUUAAUCAUGAGUGUAAUUUCUGGCAAAUUUGAGUGUCUGUAACUACUAAUUUUUAUUUAUUUGUCAAAUUCAGAUAUUAUUAUUAUUAUUAAUAAUAUUGUUAUUAUUAAGAGGGGCGUAAGAGGUGAAAUUUAGUUGAUGCAAUAAUUUCCAAGAAAAAUUGAAUAACACUACAGAAUGUGAUUUUAUUUUAUUCAAAUUCAGUUUUUUGACCUUUGUAUGGAUUUUCUGAGCCUUAUAAUUAGGAACUGUGCUCCUUUUCCAAGCUGUUUAGAACGAUCCUCGAAGAGUUUUCCUGCUUGUACAGUGAGGCAGGCGCAGCAUAUAAAUGGAUCCUCGUAUCCCCUCCCGGGGUAUUUGUAUCUCCUUGAAACCUGCCUCAAUGUUAAUGUGCGGUGAGAUUUGGGAGGGGGAGCUGCGUUGGUGAUGAUGCACAGGAUGUUCUUAGGAGGGUAGCGGACCGGAGGCAAAAUGGGAAACUGGCACUUAGCUCUUUUUGUUUGACAUCUCAAAUAUGAGGUGGUGAAACCAGGAGUUUUUUUACAUACCUCUUAGUACUGCUUCUUUGGUUAAACUUGAGGAAUCUCCUGAACUUUCAUUAUUAAUGAUGAUGCUGACAGGAUUGCACAUGACUGUAUGCGACUGAGAGUAUCUACAAUACUGACCAUUAAAGCCAAAUGCCAAAGAUUCAGCUUGUAUGGUACUCAUCUACGAUAUUUAUAUAUUUAGCAAAUGUUUUUGUCAAAAGUGACAAACAAGUGAGGUAGAUUGUACAUAAUGUAUUAGCAUGCCUGUAAGACUAUAUUACAAGGAUAUUCCCUAACACUCUUUUUUUAUUAUUAAAGUUAAAUCCAUUUGCACAAACUGGCUACACCCAUAUAAUGAAUGAUGGACGUCAUGCAGUAUGUUCAGUGUUACGUGUUUUCAAAAAAUUCCCUUUGAUGUCAUAGUAAAUGCCCUUAAAUGCAUAUAUAUAUAUAUAUCCUUUAUUUAUUGUUAAAUCGGUGCAUUUUUGUUGUCUGAUGUGUGAAUGAAUAAAUAUUCCUUACAGAUUAA